GCCGCGUCCUGUUGUCCGCUUCUUCUCUGCCGCGCACGCCGCUCGUCCGACCGACACGCACGCGACUUCACGCGCCCAACACAGCAACGAAUGCGAUCACCGCCGAUACAGCGGCGCCGCGCCAAUAACCGUUAUUACUAAUUGCCCGCGUUGCCAAGACAUCGGGGGCGCGGUUUAAAGAUAUUUAUUUUUUAUUUUUCCUUUUGAAAAAUCAAGGCCCGACCAUCGCCCGGACGGUUUUCCGAAAAGCCCUCGUCGUAAACAUUAUUACGUCGUCGCGAGCCCACCGCAAAGUCGGGUAACGACGAUUUCUCCACAAUGGACUUCCAGAGCGCCAUGGAGACGUUCGCCGAAGCGUGGGUGGUCGCCAGUGCCAAAGGCACAUUCACCUAUCCGCCGAUCAACGGAUUUCAGAAUCAAUCAAUGUCAUUGACGCCACAUUUACAAGGAUCCACAUCGCCAGUCUCUAAUGCAAACGACGGACAACUCGGACCAGCGAAAUCCAUACCUGUACAUUGCAUAGUUGAAUCGAUAAACCAUGUUUACCAAUGGAGCCAAAAGCACUCACCGUCACUACAUCGAUCAAAAGGCCACGUAGAAUUGGACAGAUUUGUUAUCAUUCCAAAUAAUACUGCAUUUAGAGACUUGACAGAAACCGCGUUAGUACGCUUGGGCUAUUCUAAGGAUACAGCAGCGGCCUCGAAAGGCUUGGUGGUGCUUAAAAACUGGUUACCUUUAGAUCUGGACACAAUCGCUGAGGAUCCGGUAUUGACAGUAAAUGAUGUUCUUGGAGAACUCACCACUUUAGCCACUCUGAGAAUACUCGUGUUCAGAGAAGCGAAGAACCGAUUCUCCGAUUUGAAAGAUAAACUGUUAAAACUGCUAUUGGUACAAAGCCAAACACAGUUAACAGCUUCGGGAUGUCCCCUGGACGAAGCGAUAAUAUUACAGAUGAUGAAGGUGGGGCAAGCUUGUCCGGAUUUCCCAGAAGAUUUGUACAAAAAAUUCGAACAAUGGUGGAUAAUGCAAUCGUCAAAUGUCGUUCCCAAAAUACAGCCCUCGGUAUUACCGCAAUCAGUGAGAGACAUGUUUUAUCGUAACGGAUCGUCACCGAGGCAGUCUAAUAUGCAAGACAACCCCACUAAUUGUAUUGUUUCUAAAUCAGACCCUAAGGCACACAGUCUUCAGCCCGUUUCUCAAAAUCAGUUCCAAGGUCAAAAAACGCGUAUGCGCACUAGUUUCGAUACAGAACUCGAACUUCCAAAAUUGCAAGCUUGGUUUGCCGAAAAUCCUCAUCCAAGUAGACAACAAAUACACCACUACGUGAGUGAAUUGAACAAUUUGGAAUCGCGAAAAGGUCGUAAGCCGUUGGACGUCAACAAUGUCGUAUAUUGGUUUAAAAACGCCAGGGCAGCACAAAAGCGGGCUGAAGUACGCGGCACAAAUUCAGGCGCCGCAGACAUGAACUCGGGGAACAACGACGGAAACGUGAACGGUUACUGUAAGAGCAGCAGCCCCAGCGAGCACGGCGGCAAGUCAUAUAGCGGCCAGGGGUCGGUGAGCGAAGCCGAAGACGACGAAGACGAAGAGUUCGACGACAACCGGGACGAAGACGAAGACGACGACGACACAAAACCGCCGAUGAGCCCGCCGGCGGAACAGCCGAUAUCGUUGACUACGCACGGGCGGCUUAGUAACGGCGAAACGCAGUCGCCAAGACCGCAAUCCCGCAGCUCACAACAGAGCCCCGAACACAAGAUGAUGGUUAUCAAGGAAGAACCGCCGGACAAGGAUAAAACGACAGUGACCACGGGACUAAACAAUAACGAUUAUGAGGACGAGGACGAUUUCGACGAGGACAUGAUAGACGACGACGGGUCUGAUGGCGGAGCUGAUGAUCGGGAAGUGAUUGGUAGUAGCUGCAAACGGUUGUUACCUCAACAACAGUCAGCGAUAUCGUGCACCACUAGCCCGGACGACUUGGUUGCCGCGGGACACCACCGUCAGACAACGCCACCACCUCCACCGCCGCCGUUAUUCCACCGCGCCGCCGAUCUGCACCAGCCACUGGUCCGGCCCGGGUUCUCGAUGGUGCCAAACUCAAUGUUCGGCCACAGCUUCAUGUACAUGAGCCAAUGCUUGCCCGGCUUCAAUAUGGGCCGCCGACCGCAGACUGGCACUCCGCCACCGCCUCAAUCGCAACAGUCUCAAGUGUCGUCUGCAGCCACCGCGGCAGGCCUGAAUCUAUCAGCGUUGGCCGAGGAGCGCCGGAAACGGAACCGGACGUUUAUCGACCCAGUGAGUGAGGUGCCACGGCUCGAGCAGUGGUUCGAACAUAACACGCAUCCAUCGCACAGCCUGAUUGCCAAGUACACGGACGAGCUGAACCGGAUGCCAUACAGGCAGAAGUUCCCGCGACUCGAGUCAAAAAACGUUCAGUUUUGGUUUAAAAAUCGCCGGGCCAAGUGCAAGCGACUAAAGAUGUCCCUGUACGACGCCAUGUCGCCGAAAGAUCAAUUCUCCAUGCCCACGUAUCUCAAUCACGAUUAAUGCUACAUUGUCCCAGCGGUUGUUUGAAAAGAUUUCACAAAUGAAUAAUUUUAUAAUAAUAUAAUAUAUUGUAAUUUUGUGAAUUAUACAAAUUAUACGAUAUUUUACGAUAAAAAAAAUAUGUUAUAGGUACACCGCGGCAAUUCGUGUAGUGUGUACAAUACUAAUAUGACAUAAUUAUUUAUUAUUCGAGUAUUAAAUCACGUGUUAAGAUGAAAAAAAAUUAAGCUAAAUUAAUAAAUUACGUGCUUAAAAAAAAAAAAAAAAUUGAACAAAACGAGUAAAUAUUUAACGUGGUGCUCUCCACGACCCUCACAUAUUCUCUUUGUGGUCGAAAAUAUUUAUUGUUUAUUUUUCAUUCAGUUUUCCUUUUUAGUUGUGCUAGUCAAAAACUUUACACUUCCUACACACACCUAUACUAUAAGCGCUUACUCAUUAUACAAUUCGAAAAAUAAAGUUUUAUCUUCGAUAUUUUGUACUCGUAUAGUCCUUCCUAGGAUUUACUCGUAGUAAUAACUAGGUACGUUAAUGCUAUCCCAGCCAUUCACGUGAAACCGUUAAGCGAUUUGAGAAGAAGCAUUCAUUCCAGAAUACAAGUUUACAUUAUCUUAUGUAUAUUAUAUUAUAAUAUUAUAUAACGUUUUAUGACUUUGUAAAGGUGUAACGUCUUGCAAUAUACGCGUUCACCAGCGCACUAUUCGCUUCGGAUUAUUGACGAGCUUUUGCCGAGCUUAAACGUGACCGUUCGUCGACGGGAUCCCGCUGUAAAUAUCGCACACUCAUAAUAAUAACAAUUUAAUUAUAUAUUAGUAUAAUCGUAAUAAUAGAUACCGCCCGCAUAUGCUCAUUAUGUGACGCGCACAUUUCUGUGGUCUUGUCACACCGCAUCGUAACCCGUCAUCAUGCUGUUAACCAAAAUGAACGGACCGUAGUUGUACUGUAUAUACGAGUAGUAUGUAUUAUUUUCGAUAGAUGCAUUCGACCCGAGUGAUCCAUCGGCCGUCGCCUAACCGUGCGUUCCGACAUAGGUUUCGAACGAUUUUAGUCAAUGGGUCAACGGCCUUUAAGGACCCGAGGUCGGGACACGUCCCGUCAUCUCCGCCACUCUUAUUGCGGCGUUACAUAUGGAGGCCACUUGGGGAUGACAGGAUGUACGUUUAAGUGGAAUUUUCGACCACUAUCCUCCGAUGAGUGUAUAAUGUAUAGGUACAAGUCGAGACUUUAUCGCGUUUAUAAUUAAUAUUAAAUAUUCAUAGGUAUAAUAAUAAUAUAUAAUAAUAUGUCGUAGUCUUAUUUGUGAUAGCUGUUAAAUAUUCAUAUUUUUGUUUGAAUUUUAAAGCUUUUGAACACACAAACGAAGUAAUACCAAAAAGAAAAAAAAUUAUUUCGCUGGCAUAAGACACUUUGAAUUUCACAAUAUAUUGUCAUAGCGGAAUAAAAAGUUUUAUAUGUAUUAAAAACUGUUUCCUAGCGGAUCCCAAUUUAUUUAUGUUUCUGAGAUCUCGGUCUCUGAUGGUUUGAAUAUCAUACAUCGAGAACUUUGCACUAUCGAUUUUUUGCAUCGUUGUCCAUUGAUGAUUUCUCUACCUUCCAGGACUGUCUGGUUUUCUACCUA
This is a messenger RNA of Melanaphis sacchari, 4165 nucleotides long. RefSeq lists its product as uncharacterized. Lineage: Eukaryota; Metazoa; Arthropoda; Insecta; Hemiptera; Aphididae. Gene Ontology annotation, biological process: regulation of transcription by RNA polymerase II; chromatin remodeling. Gene Ontology annotation, molecular function: DNA-binding transcription factor activity, RNA polymerase II-specific; RNA polymerase II cis-regulatory region sequence-specific DNA binding. The transcript has 9 exons. The record is from RefSeq and is a predicted model, not a curated record. The coding region runs from base 319 to 2550 and encodes 743 amino acids.